This is a messenger RNA of Oreochromis aureus, 2207 nucleotides long. Its product is annotated as Krueppel-like factor 11. Gene Ontology annotation, molecular function: RNA polymerase II cis-regulatory region sequence-specific DNA binding; DNA-binding transcription factor activity, RNA polymerase II-specific. Lineage: Eukaryota; Metazoa; Chordata; Actinopteri; Cichliformes; Cichlidae. The transcript has 4 exons. Bases 139 to 1716 code for a protein of 525 amino acids. Gene Ontology annotation, biological process: regulation of transcription by RNA polymerase II. The record is from RefSeq and is a predicted model, not a curated record.
CUGAGAGAAAAGGGAGCCAGUCAGAGAAAAGACGACCUCAACCCUAUCGGAACAGGCAGCAGCUCUGGCAACCGCCGUCUCUUUGUUCUAAACUGGCUUCAAAAACAAAAACGCGAUAUCUAAAUAUUUUAUUCCUCAAUGCCAUCGCGAAAAUUCAACGAAAUGGACUCACUCGAGACUGAGUAUAUGGAUGCCUGUGAGGUUAAUGUAAAGAGAAGGAGGCAUGACAGCGAGCACUCUGACUCUAGUGGAUUGGGUUUCGACUGCUCUGGUCUGGAGUACACUGACCUGGAAGCAGCGGAGGCUCUGGUGUGCAUGAGCUGUUGGGGCACAGAUCUUUUCUAUAACCGCAAAAAGCCAAAGCCAAAGACCUGCAAACCAAGACCCCUAACCCCAGCUUCAGACUCCGGUGACUCCCUCCCACCAUCAGAACUUCCAGACCCCCCAAAGGACUUUGUGUCCUUCUCCUCCCUGUGUAUGACCCCGCCCCACAGUCCCAGCUUUGUUGAAACAUCAUCAGGCACUGCGUCGCAGUCAGGUUCUGGCUCGGUCGCAUCCACUCAGCAACCUGUCCUGGCAACCGUUGCUGAAAAGACCCCCUCUCUCCCCCUCACACAGCCCUGCAGAGCAAUGGCGACAAGUGUGAUCCGCCACACUGCGGACAGAACCCUCUGCCAGCACCACAUUCCAGUGGCCCCCAAUCCAGAGAAAGCUAGGGACUUGGCAACAGCUACUACAAUGGUCUCCCAGCAGCGGGAGCAGCAGUGCAUCACAAACACAGAGCAGAUAACCACACCUCCAUCCCCUCCUGCUUCUCUCAUACCUUCAAAAACAGAGCAGCCACCCAGUCCCCCCAAAUCCUGUUUGGACAAUGUCCCCACCCUAACUCCUGUCAACAGCCAACCGCAAAAUAGCCCACCCUCUCCCCCUGUUCCCACAACUGUGUCCCCUCCUCCAGUUGCAAGCCCUCAAAUCAUCUGCCAGAUGUUCCCUGUCAGCAGCCAAUCGGGUAUAAUCUCAGCCUUCAUCCCCAGUGCGGUUCGGACAUCCAAUUCUGGCAUUCGGACUGCCGCCACACCCAUCCUCCCCCAACCCACCUCAGCUAACAACCCCCCUGUCCAGCAGUCCCUGAUUGUGGGCUCCUCAGUGCCCCAAGGCACAGUGAUGCUGGUCCUCCCUCAGUCAUCCGUCUCUCAGGCCCCCCACUGCCCUCAGACUGUCAUGACCCUGGGCAACACCAAGCUACUACCUCUGGCCCCAGCCCCUGUGUACGUGUCAACAGGACCCAGCAGCAGCACCACAGCCACAAAGAUGGAUUUUUCCCGCAGGAGGAACUAUGUCUGCAACUUCCCAGGCUGCAGGAAGACAUACUUCAAGAGCUCACACCUCAAAGCUCAUCUUCGAACACACACAGGUGAGAAGCCCUUCAGCUGCAGCUGGGACGGGUGUGAUAAGAGGUUCGCCCGCUCUGACGAGCUCUCCCGUCACAGGCGUACGCACACUGGCGAGAAGAAGUUUGUGUGUCCCGUGUGUGACCGGCGGUUCAUGCGCAGCGAUCACCUGACCAAACACGCCCGCCGCCACAUGACCACAAAGAAAAUUCCUUCCUGGCAGGCUGACGUCAGGAGUUUGAACAAAAUGGCUGCUGGAAAAAUCCCUCCCUCAAAAUCUGGCAUUGCAACGCUAAGCAUGCUGGUACCUGUUGGCUCAAAGUAAACAAUGAACAACCUGCCACCCGACCCACUCCCAAGAUACCAGAGGGACACACAGGAAGCAGUCAAGCACAUGGGACUGCUGUUCUUUUGAAUCAUGGGAAUGAAAAAGAAAUCAUGCACUGGACUCUCUUCCUGCUCUACUGCUUAUUUGUACACAUAUUUUCUCUAAAAGAUUCUUUGUUUAUAUAAUUGAUGAUAUGUAUGCACUCUUGCCAAAGCCUUUGUAUGAAGUUUUGUCUUAUACAUUUCACCUUCUGCACCUCUCCUUUGUUUGUGUUGAUAUCCAUGUACGUGUAUGUGAAUGUGUUGUUUGUUGUACUAUGAAAUUAAUUUGUUAAUUUUUUUUUAUUUUUUUUGGGGGGGGGGGUUGAAAAGAAAUGUACAUAUGAAUAGUAAUCAUCAGUACCAUAAUUAUACCUUGAUUGUAUCUCCCUACCUUUUCAUAUUAUUUAAUACAUAUUUGUAAUAAAAACAAGGGUAAAUGAGUCGUGA